Messenger RNA from Prunus mume (Japanese apricot), 685 nucleotides. NCBI's taxonomy places the organism in Eukaryota, Viridiplantae, Streptophyta, Magnoliopsida, Rosales, Rosaceae. The record is from RefSeq and is a predicted model, not a curated record.
AAAUUAUAUUGAGUACAAAGCUUAGGGUGUUAAGCAUUUUCCAAGCCUAUAUAAAACCGUCCAAUCUCAACCUUAUAUAUCUAUCUUAACUUAUUGCAACCAAGUGUUCCGAAAGAAAAUGGCUUUCCGAAGAAAUCCGCCGCCACCUCCACCACCUGAUCCAUUUGCACCACCGCCUCCUCCACCUCCACACCGUGGCCAUCCGCCUCCACCACCACCGCGGCCUGAAUUCUAUCCUCCACCUCCACCGCCACCUUAUUAUCCACCUGGUCCUCCACCCCCACCUUACGCGCCAGGCCCUCCACCGCCUGGUCCUCCUCCACCACCCUACUCAGACCCCUACAGGCCACCACCCCCUUGGGGUCCUCCUCCUCCUCCUCCACGCUACUGAAUACUAAUUAAUAUACCCCCAUCUGGUCUCCGUACGCACGUUGGAUGCAGUAGCAACAACAACUGAUCAAGGCUAUACUACUUCAAGAGAAAGAGGAAUAAAAGGUUCAUGUAUUUUAUUAGCUACCAUCAUGUAGUUCAUGUUUUCAGACCCUGCUUUUUAUUUAUUUAUUUAUUUUUCAUGUUAUCAAUAAUUAUGUAAAUAGCAAGGUUGAUUAGUAUAUAAGGAUCCCGUCCCGUGUAUUUGAGAUCAUUAAUUAUAUGUCGCAAGGUUUUGAUUGUGUAUUUCUUCCAA